GAGUGCAUUUGGAAAUCCUUUCCGUAGGGUAAAAUAGCGUUAAAUUAACCAAUCAGGACAAAAAGAGCAAAGAUUUUUUGCUCUUUUUGUCCUGGUCAAUUUAAAACUACUCUACCCCACGAGAGUGAUUUUCGAACGCACCCUUUGAGGUCUAUAGUAUAUCCGUCCUUUUAUGCUCCUUUUCUGCUUUUCUUCCAAAGCGCGCUAGCCAGAGGCCGGAGCCCGGAGCCCGAAACGCCGAACUGGCGUCACUGACUGGGAUACGUUAAAAAAAAUAUCUUUAUAGUUGACAAUAGAUUAUAUAAAUAAUAAUAUAAAGCUAAAUUAAGAUAGAUUAUGAUGGUCAGAGUUAAGUUAUGCUUCGGAAUUUAAUAUAGAUACUAAGUACAUUUAUGUUUUGCUUUUGACUUGACUGAUUAACAGUUACAUAGGUUAUGUUAGUGACCUCUGAAUUUUGUUCAAAUAUUUGUGUGUUAUAUUCUGGUAAAUAUUUACAAUGGUGUCAACACGAGGACCGAAAUUUAAAUUUUGUGAUGGAGAAAAAGUAUUAUGCUACGAACCAGAUCCUACAAAAGCAAAAGUAUUAUAUGAUUCGAAGGUACUUGACGUUAUUGUAAAUAAAGAUCAAAGAGGAAGAAAAGCUGUUGAAUAUCUCAUACAUUUUCAAGGUUGGAAUUCAUCUUGGGACCGUUGUGUGACAGAAGAAUAUGUGCUUAAAGAUACAGAAGAAAAUCGCCAACUUCAACGAGAUUUAGCACAAAAAGCACAGCUUCAACUUGGUGCUUAUUUAUAUCGCCGUGAACGCAAGAAAAGAAGUCAUAAAAUGUCAGAACGCUUAGCUGAAACAGAACAUCAAGAAUCUCGUCGUAGAGCAAGAAGCGGUGGCAGCCGUGCUACAUCAGCUACUACUGGAUCUUCAGAAGAUGGUAGUUCGGGACAGCAUGCUGAUUAUGAUACAGAAGAAGUAAACACAGAAGAAGACACAGAGAGCAGUUCUGAUUAUAUGGGUGAAACAAGUGACGAUGAAGACAGUGGUGGAGGUAGCCAAUCUGGAGCCAGUAUUAAGCCAGGAAUUGAUAUUGAUAUAGGUAGUACAUUAAAACGGAUUUUAGAACAGGAUCAUGAGCUAAUAACAAAUAAAAACAAGCUUGUAGUUCUUCCUGCACAACCUACUGUGAUAAAUAUUUUGGAAUCCUGGGUGCAACAUUUUACUACAACUCAAUUGACAAAUAUUCCAGAAAAACCUCAGCGGAAUAAAACAAAUAAUACAAUAGAAAAAACAGUGAAUGAAGUAAAUAUAUGCAGAGAAACUGCGGAUGGUUUACGCAUAUAUUUUGAUGUCACAUUACCUCAUCUUCUCCUAUAUAGACAAGAAAAGGAGCAAUAUUUUUCUCUAAAAUCUGCUUUAUCAUGUAACGAGCAAGCAAAUAUUGUUACAAAAGAAGAACCAAUUGAGAAUCUGGAAACGUCAAGAGAAGAAUUUGAAGAUGCAGAAUAUGCUCAUUUACCACCUUUUCAAGAACAUGAUUCAGAGAUGGACAAUACAUCUAAGCCAUCAAACAAUUCUAAGCGUAGAUUGCGAUCGUGUCGUGUAAGUUCAGUCGAUGAAAGCCGGCAGUUAAGAUCGUAUGACGAAGGAAAGCAAGAUGGCGGUAAUUUAUCGAGUAGCAUAGCAAGUACAAGUUCCCGUUGUUCUAGCCCACGAGGUGUAACACUAAGAAUGCCGCCUGUUGUUACAUCUGCUCAAGUAAAUGCUUUACUUCAACAAGCAAAUAAAUGGAGAUUAAUGCCUCAAGCUUCGAAACAAGGCGAAAAUUCAACAAAUCCAUCUACUUAUUAUGGUGUCAUUCAUUUAACUAGAUUAUUUGUUAAGUUACCUGAGUUAUUACAAUCCACAGAUAUGCCAAGUAAAAAAUUGAAAGUACUCCUAAAAUAUUUGGAUAUGUUUCUAAGCUAUCUGGAGAUGCAUAGGGAAUGGUUUGGAGAGCAAUUUUAUAUGCAAGCGGAAAAUCGAGCAGUACCACAAAUGAGUAAUACUUAACAAUAUACAACAUUUAUAACAAUACAUUGCUUUCCUUAAUCUAAGAUAUGAUUAUAUAUAAUAUUAUAUAAAAGUAUUUUUAUGGAACAUAGAAAUAAAAAUACAAAAAAAUUCUUUUUUUAUAA
This is a messenger RNA of Formica exsecta, 2166 nucleotides long. It is a transcript of the gene msl-3, whose product is annotated as male-specific lethal 3 homolog. NCBI's taxonomy places the organism in Eukaryota, Metazoa, Arthropoda, Insecta, Hymenoptera, Formicidae. Bases 497 to 2041 code for a protein of 514 amino acids. Gene Ontology annotation, cellular component: nucleus; MSL complex; NuA4 histone acetyltransferase complex. The transcript has 10 exons. Gene Ontology annotation, biological process: chromatin organization; regulation of DNA-templated transcription. The record is from RefSeq and is a predicted model, not a curated record.